AUGGAUAAGAGGACCAGAAAGGGUAGGCAAAAGAUUGAAAUGAAGUUGAUUGAGUCUAAGGAAACACGCACGCUUACUUUCUUGAAAACGAAAAAAGGCUUGUUCAAGAAAGCAGAUGAGUAUUCAACUCUGACCGGAGCAGAUGUUGGUGUUUUACUCUUUUCACCAAGUGGAAGACCAUAUUCCUAUGGUUCCACGAAUAUUCAUAAAGAAGUACAAGCAUUGGAAGAGAAAGAUAAAGAGCACCCUCGCUCGGACAUACUGACAGACAAACACAUGUUGGAGCAGUACAUGGCAUCCAUGUCUCGGUUGGAAAAACUUAAAAAGGAUAUAAAAGGUAAAUGUGUCCCUGAGCCAGAAGAAGAGUAG
Solanum dulcamara is the source of this 369-nucleotide messenger RNA. Its product is annotated as agamous-like MADS-box protein AGL29. The coding region runs from base 1 to 369 and encodes 122 amino acids. The transcript has 2 exons. The record is from RefSeq and is a predicted model, not a curated record. NCBI's taxonomy places the organism in Eukaryota, Viridiplantae, Streptophyta, Magnoliopsida, Solanales, Solanaceae. Gene Ontology annotation, molecular function: DNA-binding transcription factor activity, RNA polymerase II-specific; protein dimerization activity; RNA polymerase II cis-regulatory region sequence-specific DNA binding. Gene Ontology annotation, biological process: regulation of transcription by RNA polymerase II.